This is a messenger RNA of Phacochoerus africanus (Common warthog), 2558 nucleotides long. It is a transcript of the gene MS4A14, whose product is annotated as membrane spanning 4-domains A14. Lineage: Eukaryota; Metazoa; Chordata; Mammalia; Artiodactyla; Suidae. The coding region runs from base 12 to 2558 and encodes 848 amino acids. The record is from RefSeq and is a predicted model, not a curated record. Gene Ontology annotation, biological process: cell surface receptor signaling pathway. Gene Ontology annotation, cellular component: plasma membrane. The transcript is spliced from 7 exons.
GCCACUGAAUCAUGGAGUCAUCGGAGGAGGAGGUCAAAAGAUCGACCCAAGUCAUCACUAUACAGCCAAAUGAAACUGUAUUGACUGCGUUUCCCUAUGGACCUCAUACCUCUCUGCUGGAUGUCCUGAAGGGAGAGCCAAGAGUCUUGGGGGCGAUCCAGAUCCUGCUUGCCCUGAUCAUAGCCGGCAUUGGAGCUAUAUUUGCAUUUAAUUACUUGAAUUUCGCCCAAAGAUUUCCCCUCGUUUUCUUCAUAGGGUACCCGUUCUGGGGAGCCUUUACUUUCAUUAUAGCAGGAUACGUCACAGGAAGCAACGGUAAUAGAAAAUGCCUGGGACAAGGUGUCACAAGCAUGAAUGCUAUCAGUUCCUUUGUUGCAGCAGCUGGGAUUCUUUUCACCAUUAUCAGCUACAGAUACCAACACAAGUACUGCCAGGUGCCUUCCCUCGAAGGAACAUGUGCUAUAAGUAGAGCCCUUUACAGUGGAAUUUUGUCAGUCUUACUGAUCAUCAGCAUUGUGGAGCUCAGCAUCUCUGUGACUGUCAUCUCCUUUAGAAGCAACUGCCUGACAAGGUCAAAUGAGAUUGUGUUUUUCUUGCCUUCGGAUGUUGCUCAAGAUAGGGAACUAUCUGCUACAGAAGAAAAUGCUAUAAUACAAUUUGAGCUUCAAGAAGAGUCUGCAAGUGAUGUUUCAACAACAAACAUACAGCCUGUUUUCUUUGGAGGCUAUAUUUUCUUCAAGUUAACAGUCACAAAAAAUAGUUUAGCCUUCCAACAUGCAGGAAGGAGAGGCAGCAUUAGUUAUUGCACAGCUUCUCUAUCCGAGUCAGGUGAACAACAGAAAUACCUCCUUGAACCUUUAAGCCUUUAUGACAGAGAACCAGAGUUCAAAACUUUGCCUCCAGUUUUUGAGAAAAAGUCCUCAGAAAUUACUACGGACACGGAACAACUAAGUGAUGAAGACCUGCAAGCUGUUACUGCACAAUUUACAAGAAAGAAAAUAAAACUGCAGCAGGAUAAACCCUUGCCAACCAAAGUUUCUCCAUCUUAUCCUGUAAAAAUAACCCCAUAUUUACCACCCCAAGCCUUGCCAUCCCAAGAUUUGCCAGAACAAGUCCUGCUAUCUGAAACCCCAACAUCUCAUGUCACAAAGUCUAAUGUACUGAAAUCCAAAGACACACCAUCCCAACACAUACCAUCCAAAAAUACACAAUCCCAAGCCACUACAGAUAAAUACUUACCAUCCCUAGACAUGUACUCCCAAGAUAUCUCUCUCCAAAGGCAAGUGCUGCCAGUAAAAGCCCUACCAUUUGAAGCCCCCAAAUUACUUGAUGUGCACUCCUCUAAUAUGCAACACCUAGAUCAACAAUCUCUAGAUCUUAAACUACAAAAUAUCCAAUCUCAAGAGCAUAAAUCUAUGCAUUUAUUAUAUCAAGACAUUAAAUCAGAAGUCAAGUUACUGACUGAAGAAUGGAAAUCUGAGGAGGAACUCUAUAGCAAGAGAUCAUCAAAGCAACAUUUUCAAUAUCAAGAAAGCAAAGAUAGGCAAUCUCUAAAACAGAAAUCCCUUGACUUGCAAAUUCAAGACCAACAAGCCCCAAGGAGGAAAUCCCUGGACAAGCACAUCAAAGACAGGCUAUCCCCAAACAGUCACUACGUAGAUAAGCAAGUCCAAACCUCACCGCAAUUCCCAUAUCAGCAAACCGAAGACCUGCAGGCCCAAGAGGAGAAAACCCCAAAGCAGGUAUCCCAAGAUUUGCAAUUUCAAAUCCAGAAAUACCAUGACUGGCAAUCUCCAGACUGGAAAAUCCAAAACUGGCAAACUUCAGGCCAACAAUCCCAAAACUGGAGAACUCAAAACAAAGAAUGGAAAACACAAGAAUGGCAAUUUGAAAUGCAGCAUUCCCAAAACUGGGAAUCCCAAGCCUGGCAAACCCGAGAUCAACUAGUAAAAGAGUCCCAAAACCAGAGAGCUCUAUUCCAAGAAACUCAAACUGUCCAUGCCGUAAUUCCACCUCAUCUAGAUGAACAAUCACAAGACAUUCCACAUCAAGACAGUCAGUAUCAAGACAAAGACCAACUCGACCUUCAAUCUACAGGAAUCCAAAAAGAAGAUCUGGAAAAAGAUGCUAUGCAAAUAAGAGACGUCAAACCUCAAGACACGAGUUGUGGAAGCCAAAGCCCGAGUGACCUGCAAUCACAAGAUACGAAGCCAGAUCUUAAAUGUCCCUCCUACCAAAGAUUAAUACAAGACCUUCAGUCCACAGGAAUCCAAAAAGAUGAUCUGGAAACAGAUGCUGUGCACACAGGAGACAUCAACCCUCAGGACAUGAGUUGUGGAAGUCAAAGCCCAAGUGACAUUCAAUCAGGAGACAUGAAACCAGAUUUUAAAUGUUCCUCUUAUCAAAGCUCAGUACAGGACACAUAUUUCACCUAUAUGUCCAACAUAAAUUCAGAACAAGAUGUGCAACAAAACAUUUCAACUUGCUCAACUGCAUACAAAGAAGAUGUAACUUCUACCGCCUCUGAUCCAAAAGAAAGACAGCAAUCUGAAGACUGA